AUGUCAGCGAAUGAGAACAUUCGUAACACUUCGACGAAUAUAAUGCCUUCUCAGUCAAACGAAAUGUUAUCUUAUGAAGUUUUCGGUGAUAAUUCUCACAUGACAGAAGGAGAUAGUUUAUUUCACGAAGAAUCGGGCAAGUACGACCUCGACACGGUAUCAGUCUUCGUCGCAAAGUUGUACCAAUUAUUAGAUGGCGAUGAGUAUAAGGAAUAUCUCACGUGGAAUGAAACAGGGGAUGUGUUUGUGAUUUGCAACAUGGACGAAUUUGCGCAAAAUGUACUGCCAAAAUAUUUUAAACAUUGCAAAUUCACUUCCUUCGUCCGACAACUCAAUAUCUAUGGUUUUUAUCGGGUAUCGGAUGCACGCAAGUCAAAGCACGUCCGAAGCAAGCAUGCCUGCGUAUUUUCUCAUUCCCAAUUCAGGCGUGGUCGGCAAGAUUUAUUACCAAAUAUACGUCGCAAAGUGGCAAAAACUCCGAGAAGAAAGCCUCGACCCUCUGAACCUCUAAUAUCGCAGGAUCAAGGAGAAACGAAUCUCGCCUCUUCCCCAUCCUCUGUCUACGCAAAUAGUAAGAGCGGGAGUAUAUUAAAAGAUCCUCCCUCGCUCAGUCUGUUAACUUCCUUUGCUGAAACCAAGGAUUUUGCAACCCAUGCAGACAAGUCUGAUGGUGAUAAUGCAAUGCGCAAGCGAAUUGCCGAAUUGACUCUGACUACUGAAAAUUUACGAAAGGAUUUGAAGAAUAUGAAUGAUAUUGUUAAUGAGCGUUUGCUUCCCGAGGUUCGAAGUUUGACCGAGGAUUUGCAAAAACAUCAUAAUCACCUGAUACAACUGACCCAAUUGGUAGCCUAUAAUUCCUCACCGGAAGACCUCCAGUUACUUCAGGCCAGUCGCGGGCAUACAAGACAUUUUCCGUCACAUGACCUUCCAUCAGCAAAGCGUGUGCGUCUCGAUGACAAACAAUCUACCUCCAUAAAAAUGGAACAGUCGAAUUUGUCUUCAUCCGUUGCUAAUGUACCGACCGUUCCGUCAUCAUCAGUUUCCAACGUACCCACCGUCCCGUCGUCUGUGCCCGCCCCUUAUGCUAAUGUUUUUGCACCUCAUCCAAACAACAAUUUAAUGAACACACCGUCCUCCUCGGUCGCUGACACUUCUGUCCAAGGAGAUCCUUCUGUAUCGCAACCCCUAACAAUAUCAACAGAACCUCAUCCCACUUUUAAUAUGUCAGGAUCCUCAAUUAUCGGAGAAUUUCAACACCCUUCACAUAAUGCUCCCCAUAACAUCACAACUUUUAACGGAUCCUGGGACGCAACAUGCCCUUUGAUACAGAAUCCCGUUGGUACUGUUUCCAGUACUUUUUUAUUCCCAACGGAGGCUCCCGAACAAUCUCCAAUAAUAUUUUCCCCGUCUUCAAAUCAACAAAAUUCAUCACCACCGCACUCGCAACAGCAUUCCCCGGUCUCGUCUGUAGCUCACCCGUCGAGCCCAACCAAGUACGGUGAUAACACCGCAACUUCUGUUAAUUUAAUCUCAAACGCUGUGGAGAGUUCAAAUGACGGUCACAAUGGCGGUUCAAAUAGCCCUCGUCACGGUGACGUUAUUGUUUCCGUGUCUCCUACGUCAACAUCUCCAAUCUCACAACCCCCAACAGCGAUGCCAAACUAUUAUCAUCCUCCAAUAUUGGAGGAGAUGUAUAAUUCAUUUCAGAAUUAUUGA
This is a messenger RNA of Acaulospora morrowiae, 1716 nucleotides long. NCBI's taxonomy places the organism in Eukaryota, Fungi, Glomeromycota, Glomeromycetes, Diversisporales, Acaulosporaceae. The record is from the annotation of a GenBank genome assembly.